Eufriesea mexicana is the source of this 3664-nucleotide messenger RNA. RefSeq lists its product as uncharacterized. The record is from RefSeq and is a predicted model, not a curated record. The coding region runs from base 47 to 3607 and encodes 1186 amino acids. Gene Ontology annotation, molecular function: lipid binding. The transcript has 19 exons. Lineage: Eukaryota; Metazoa; Arthropoda; Insecta; Hymenoptera; Apidae.
GUGAGAGUGUCCCAGUGAGAAGCAAGAAGUCGUUGGAAAGAAAAGUAUGCAGUUACUUUCCAGCUUCAUGGCGAGGCACCUGAAGCGAGGAGCAUCCUUGAAAAAAGGCAAACGAGAAGUUACUGGAGGCGGAAAUUCUACAGGUAAUUGUUCUGGUUCGACAGGGGGUCCACCCAGAGCCAUUAACAAUACCACUGGAUACAAUACUGCACCUGGGGGUGCCAAUAUGACCCCCGAGGAUACUGCUCCCGAUGAAGAGUUUGCCUUAGCUGUUAUCCAGAAGACUCAGAGGGAUGCAGAAGCCAUUCGUGGUGCGCUAUACCUUGGUGUGGCCCUUACAAUCGCGUGGCUAAUAGGUGCUGCGGGUUUAUCACUAGCAUGGCUAGUACUAGUGUUAGCACUAGCAGCUACGAUACUUAAAGCAAGGAUAUCCCGCCUUCUCGAAUCGACCCUUCAACGCGAGCUAGCCAGGCUACGUCGAAGAAGAGCUUUGUACAGAGAUGAAACCGCUGAAUGGCUGACUUUACUUCUCAACAAAUGGUGGAGAUAUAGUGCUGCUAGUAUAUUUUCUUUAGCGAAAGAAAGAUUGGAGCCUCUUUUAAACGAAGCCAAGCCAGGAAUACUAGGACCAUUGGAACUGAGAGAGCUCACACUUGGCGAACAAACCCCUUGUAUCACGCGUAUAAGAACGGUAGAUUAUGCAAACGACGAUGAUAUCGAUGGCCAAACAGGACAAACAAAAUUGUCGAUCGAAGCAGAUAUACACCUCGACUGCGAACAAUUUCGCAUGCUUAUCACGACAAGAUUAUUUGGGAAAGGGGUUGGUAUGGACGUCGAUCUGGCCGUGGAGAAACUGUCUGUCUCGGGUACCAUUCUUGCCACCCUGACCCUUAACUCCAUGGCACCGUUUCCUCACGCAACCUCUUUGAGCGUGAGUUUCUUAGAGAAACCGGAUGUUUGGUUCAGCGUGAGAAUUCUGCGAGCGGUACAAAUGAUGGAAAUGCCUUUAAUUAAGACCUGGAUUCACGCAGUGGUCACGGACGCUUUGGCUAGUUGGAUCGUUGAUCCGGGUCACUUGGAGAUGAAUCUCAGAGCUCGAGAACGACCUGGACCCAAAUUCGAUUCUGUAACCAACUCCAUACCGCAAGGAGUACUUACUGUCGUUUUAUCCCAAAACGGAUGUGCAGCUCCCAUCGGAGACGAAAUAAAGUGGCUUGUGGUAACAGUAGGAGAUCAAAGGCGGGUUACAAGUCCGUUAAAUUCCACGUGGAACGAGGACGUAUCUUUCUUAGUAGGUGUCUUGGAUAAUGAGAAAGUCUCGAUCAAAUUAAAAGCAAAACGCCUUGUUAGUACCAUAACAUUGGCUCAGUUCGAACUUGCGCUCGGAGUAUAUAAUUGGGAUAAUUCGCAAGUGAUUGAAACCGUACUGCAGCAAAAGAAACCAUCUCGAAACAGUGCAAACAUUCCAAACAUUAACGCCCGAUUAGAAUACACUGCACUACCAAAACUUGAUCCAGAUUUACCACAACCAGAGCUAACAGAAGAUAAUUCACACCUGUCAGGAGUACUCGUGGUUUAUAUCCAUUCAGCGGAUAAUCUCAAUAGCGAUAAUUCGCAAUGUAAUCCUUAUUGUAUACUAUUCAAUAACCGUAAAAAGGUAAAAACAACGCAUUACAUUCGAAGCACCAUAUCGCCAUAUUGGGAAUCGAGAGCACAAUUUCUCGUUCAAGAUUACACUCAAGUUUCCUUAAGUUUUGUCGUAUACUCUUGGAAUAUAUCAAAGUCGACUGAUAGCGAUAUGCUAGGACUCGCUAUAUUAUCUUUAUCUCAAGAAAGUACAUGGAUAAUUAGGAAAGAAUUGGUUCUCAGUGGCUCGAACGUUACAUCGACGAUGACAGUCUCUGUAUUGUUCUACCCUGUUAAAAGUGUACAGCAAGUGGUUACCAGCCGAAGAAGCAGCCUAACCUUUCCAAUAUCGGACGACGAACCAAAAUCUAAACGAAACAACCUACCAUGGAUGCAACAAGCAAAGCUAUUAUUAACUCACAAGGAUAUAGACCCUGCUUCAUCAGAUGUAUCCAGUCUACUUUCCACUGGAAGUGGGCUAAUGGAAGUGACAUUAAUACGUGCGAAGGACCUUGUUGCAAAGGAUUUAAAUGGUUUCAGUGAUCCUUUCUGUGAAUUGAAAUUAAAUAAUGAAACGAAAUACAAGAGCAGCAUAAAAAAGAAAACACUGAAUCCUUGUUGGGAUGAAAGUUCCAUCAUGGGUUUACCCAGAAAUGGCGAGACUUUAGACGUCGUGUUAUGGGAUCAUGAUACUUUUGGUAUGAAAGAUUAUCUUGGGAAAGUAUCACUGACUCUUGACGACAUUAGAAAAUUAUCUAAUAGCGACCAGUCCCAUUGGUUCACAUUAAGAGGAACUAAAACGGGAUCUGUAGAAUUAAAGAUCAAAGUCUUGUCUGAAGAGUGUGAGACCCAAAGUACUUACGCGGCCAGUAAUGUCAGUGAAAGUUCGACUCAAUUGAAUAUCGAGAAUUCAGAAACGGCAUCAAACAUUAUAAGAAGACCUUCGAUGGAAAAGUCAAAAAUGAGAUUGCAUUUAGAUGUUGUACCACCACCGCCCCCGCCUCGUACAGUUACUUUAUUGAAACCAAUUAUUUCUAGUCAAUCUGACAAAGCUAGUAUUGGAAGCAAAGAUUCUAACGAAAUGAAUGGGACUCAAAAUUCAUGGAUACCUAGAGUUAUCACAGAAUCCGUAACGGAUGUAGUCGACGAAACUGAUGCAGCAAAAUUAAGAGAACGGCGAUCUUCUCACAAUAGUUUAACACCAAGUCCAGAACAAAGUUUCGGUAAAAAAUUGCCACAAUAUAACAGCUUUCGCGUUAUGAAACAAAAGGUUAAAAGAGGACUAAAACUUCGUAGAUUUCGUUCAGAGGUAAAUAUAGAAGAUAAGAACGAGUCGAAAGGCGUAACAUUAAGUUUAGAACCUAGAGGUGGAGGAGAAGCUGAUGCUACAGAACUUUUACAAGGAUCUGGUUUAGCUCAUGCUGUAUCACAACCUGAUAUGCUUGGCAGAAUAAGACAACCUAGUCCACGCUUAAGAUUGAGACCAAAUGAAUUAAAAGUUGUCAAUGGCACUAAAGAAAAAUAUUCAGGAAUAGAAGGAAAAGUUCUACAAGCUCAAGGUCUUCAUGUUGCACACAUCGCUCAACUAUAUUGUAGAAUUAAGCUUCAAAUAUGUACCAGUCCCGAUAAAAUUAUAUCUUCGACAAAUAGCGGUAAAACGUUAGCAAAAUCUCGACUCUUACCUGCAAUGCCUAAUCCACAAUUCAGUAUAGAUUUUCACAUAGAAGGUGACAAUGUUCCCAGGCAAUCGUUAUUAAUAUUCGAAAUUAGAAGUGCUAGUAAAGAAUUAUUAGCUAGCCGACGCAUAACUCUUCAUGAAUUACUAGGUGUUUCUGCGGCGACUGAUGAAAUUCAUACAUGGCUAGCUUUAAACAAUGGAGCAUCAUUGGAAGUACAAAUUGCUCAUGGAAGAGAAUUGAAAAGUAAAUCCACAAAGAAACUUUUUCGAUCCUGGUCAGUCCAUCGAAUAGGAAAAAUAUGAAAUAUCUUCGAAUUGUAUAUUUUUAGUCAAUGUGACAUGUAUUUGUUAAAAACUGUA